AAUAUGGUCGGAGAAGAAAAAGAAAUUGAAAUCCCCGUCGGCGAGAAUUGGCGCGACUCCAGAUCAAUAGGCUUUCACUGAUCCAUCGCCUUCACAAUAAAAAUAAAAAAACAUUUUGGGUUUAGUCGUCUCUAUAAAUUCACAGCAUUCCUUCUGACUUUCUAAAAUCACUCAAAGUCUUUCUCACUCAUUAAUCUCUUCUCUCUCAUUUUUUUGCUAAGUCAAUCUUUUCUCUCUCUCUUCCACGAAGCUACACAGCUCGCAGCAACAACAUCAGGAUGUUGGAGAAAAAGGUUGAGACUUUCAACAUGAACAGAGUCAUCGACGAGUUCGAGGAAAUGACAAGAAACGCUGACCAAGUCCAGAAACAAACCCUCAAAGAGAUUCUACACAAGAACCAAUCCGCCAUCUACUUACAAAACUUUGGUAUCAAUGGAAACACAACUGACCCAGAAGCUUUCAAAGCAUUGGUUCCAUUAGUCACUGAUCUUGAUUUAGAGCCUUACAUCAAAAGAAUGGUGGACGGUGACACUUCUCCUAUUCUCACAGCCCUUCCCGUUCCAGCCAUCUCCUUAAGCUCUGGAACUAGUCAAGGCCGUCCUAAGUUUAUUCCUUUCACUGAUGAGUUAAUGGAGAACACAUUACAACUCUUUCGCACUGCUUUUGCCUUCAGAAACAGAGACUUCCCAAUUGAUGACAACGGGAGAGCUUUGCAGUUUAUCUUCAGCAGCAAGCAAUACAUAUCAAAGGGAGGUGUCCCUGUCGGAACAGCAACUACAAACGUUUACCGUAACCCUAACUUCAAAGCAGGGAUGAAGUCUAUACAGUCCCUUUGUUGUAGUCCCGACGAAGUCAUCUUCAGUCCUGAUGUCCAUCAAGCCUUGUAUUGCCAUCUCUUAUCCGGAAUCCUCUUCAGAGACCAAGUGCAAUACGUCUUUGCCUCCUUCGCUCACGGUCUUGUCCACGCGUUUAGAACCUUUGAACAGCUUUGGGAAGAGAUCGUUACCGAUAUAGAAGACGGCGUCUUGAGCACCCGUAUCACCGUCCCAUCGGUACGUACCGCAAUGACCAAGCUGCUCAGUGGUCCUAACCCUGAGCUAGCGGAGACUAUACGAACCAAGUGUAUGAGUUUGAGCAACUGGUACGGGUUGAUCCCCGCGCUGUUCCCGAACGCGAAGUAUGUUUAUGGGAUCAUGACUGGCUCCAUGGAGCCGUAUGUGAAGAAGCUGAGGCAUUACGCUGGUGAGCUACCUCUUGUGAGUCAUGACUACGGUAGCUCUGAAGGAUGGAUUGCUGCUAACGUUAGGCCCAGAUUGUCUCCAGAGGAAGCUACUUUUGCUGUUGUUCCGAAUCUUGGUUACUUCGAGUUUCUCCCUUUGUCUGAAACAGGGGAAACAGAGGAGAGACCACCGGUUGGUUUAACUGAAGUCAAGAUAGGACAAGAGUACGAGGUUGUAAUAACUAACUACGCAGGGUUGUAUCGAUACCGCCUUGGAGACGUGGUAAAGAUCGUUGGUUUCUACAACAAGACUCCUCAGCUCAAGUUCAUAUGCAGGAGAAACUUGAUUCUCUCCAUCAACAUCGACAAGAACACUGAAAGAGACCUUCAGAUGUCUGUUGAAUCGGCAGCAAAGAGGCUAGCAGAAGAAAAGAUUGAAGUCAUUGACUUCUCAAGCCAUGUUGAUGUAAAGACAGAGCCAGGACAUUACGUUAUAUACUGGGAGAUUUCAGGCGAAACAGAGGAUGAUGUUCUUCAAGAUUGUUGCAACUGUUUAGACAAAGGGUUUAUUGAUGCUGGCUAUAUGAGUUCGAGGAAGUGCAAGACUAUUGGAGCUUUGGAGCUGAAAGUUGUCGAGAGGGGAACUUUCAGGAAGGUUCAAGAACAUUUUCUUGGGCUUGGUUCAUCGGCUGGACAGUUUAAGAUGCCGAGAUGUGUGAAGCCAAGUAAUGUUAAGGUUCUGCAGAUUCUGUGUGACAAUGUGGUGAGUAGGUUCUUUAGCACAGCUUUUGAAUGAAGUUGUGAAAUCAAGAAAAUUGUCUUUAUUAUCAAAUAAUUAUAGUUACUUUUGAUAUUUGAUUCAGCAUAAAGAGAAAAUUUUUUUAUAUU
This is a messenger RNA of Brassica napus (rape), 2107 nucleotides long. RefSeq names its product jasmonoyl--L-amino acid synthetase JAR1. Gene Ontology annotation, cellular component: cytoplasm. Lineage: Eukaryota; Viridiplantae; Streptophyta; Magnoliopsida; Brassicales; Brassicaceae. The record is from RefSeq and is a predicted model, not a curated record. Gene Ontology annotation, molecular function: acid-amino acid ligase activity. The transcript is spliced from 4 exons. Bases 279 to 2015 code for a protein of 578 amino acids.